GUUACACAGCAGUAUCACUUUUCCAAGCGUUUCGCAGAUGGGCACUGUCAACUGGUAACAGCCCAACAAACUGCAAAACAAUGAAGGAACAGAAAUAGUGAACUUCAAAUUUGGGCAAAGUCAGAAAUGAGUGAGAAGGCCAAAGACAGGGAUAUGUGUGGACUACAAAGUUUUUCAACCUGCACAGGAGCAUUCCUGCAUCUCCUUAGUGGUUUUCUUUUGUUGCUGCUCCAGAACGAGGUUCUUGGCUGUCCAGCUGUUUGCCAGCUCUGCACAGGGAGGCAAGUUACCUGUCGUAACUUGGGUCUUUCAAGCAUCCCUCGGAACUUCCCCAAAACUACAAUGCUUGUAUACUUCAGUGGGAAUAAUAUAUCACAUCUCAUUCCAAAUGAAUUAACAGGCCUUCAGAAGCUUGCUGCACUUUACAUGGAUAAUUCCAGUAUUUCGUAUGUACACCCAAAAGCUUUUGUGGAUCUUCCUAAACUUUGCUACUUGCAUCUAAAUAACAAUAAUAUUAAGCGCCUGGAUCCAGGAGUUUUUGAAGGUCUUUCCAAUCUUCAUUAUUUAUACCUUCAGAAUAAUCAAAUAGCUUUUGUUCCCCGAGGAUUAUUUAGUGAUCUCCUUUCUGUUAGAUAUUUAACACUUCAAAGAAAUCGUCUCAGUAUCCUUGGAAGUGGAACUUUCCUGGGGAUGAGAAAUCUUCAAACACUUAACCUAGCAAAUAAUAAGAUUUCACGAAUAUCAGAUGCAGCAUUUUGUCAUCUUGAAAACCUUGUAUACUUGUUCCUUGAAGGUAACAACUUAACACUUGUGCCAUCAAAUGCCAUUGGAAGGCUCGAAAAUCUUGAAAGACUUUCUUUAUCUCACAAUCCUAUUAGAUCAAUACAACGUUUUGCAUUUAAAGGACUUAACAAGCUUAGAUAUCUGUCUUUAAAAAGUGUAAAGCUAAAACAUAUCGCUGUAAAUGGAUUUUUUGGAUUAAGCAACCUUAGCCAGUUAAUCUUAAGUUACAAUGAUUUAGAAAAUAUAAAUUCCAGCUCUUUUACUUCUUUGAACAGUUUAAAGUAUCUGCAGUUAGACCGAAAUAAAAUAACCACUAUCAGUGACGGUGUCUUUGAGAAAAUGGGACAGUCACUUAAAAUUCUCAAUUUAGCAUUUAAUAAUAUUACAGAGUUGCAACUGAAAGUGCUCGAGCCCUUAGUGUCUUUAACUCACCUACAUAUGAAUUAUAAUCCUUGGAACUGUAGCUGCAAAAUGUUUGGGUUACUGAAGUGGCUGUCAUCGUCUCCCAUUUCUGUUAAAAUUCUUUGUUGGAAUCCCCUCAGCAUGCGUGGCAGACCUUUGCAUUACAUUAGGUGGACUCAGUUUGCAAACUGCAGUGGCGUCACCCCCAGCCCAGAAGCAGCCUGGAAUGUAGAAUCUCUGGAUACCCAUCACAGCCCUAGUACUUUGCUGAUGGCAUGGCAUAAGGGAAACAGGCACAGCCCAUUUGAGGAAUUUGUUAAGGCAGAUAAAAAAUUCAUUGCUCUCUGGGAAGGAACUGCAGCUACGUCUACUAGCCCUUUGCCUUACAGAGGAAACACUGCUGCUGGAAUUCAUUCACAGGCACCUACAGUACUGUCGGUUUUACCAGUACAAAUAUCAGCACAGAUUAUACCUGUUACUGGAACCAUAGAAGUAAAAAGUUUGUUUCCAACAGAUGCUGCUCCAGUAUCAUUACAGACAUCCGUACUUUGUACACAACAGGUUGAAAAGCUGAAUCAGGCCUUUGAUGUUUUGCUAGCCUUUUUCGUUCUGGCUUGUGCUGUGAUCUUGUUCCUAACCUACAGAAUCAUUCACUUUAGACAGAAACUAAAGGUGCUGGAAAACUCAGGGGAGAAGAGAAUAGAGUAUUAUGGUUUUUAUCAACCUGGCAGGUACAACAUAAAUGAUGCAGUGCAGUCUCUAACUGAGAAUUCAGUGGGAGAUUCAGAACUGGACCAAAUUAGGCUGCUCAAGCGAACGGCAUCUGAAAGUCAGGCACAGGUCAUAUUGUUUGAACAUUCAUCUUUGUAAUUUACCUCCGUUGAUUUGAUGUUAAUUUUACUGCAGUCUGAAAUGUCAAGAAGUCAAGAAUUCGGUUGUCUAAAAAAAUCACCUGGUUGAUAGAAUUGUGGAAAAUAGUAUAAUUUGGGUUUAUUUGCUUUCUCGGUGUUCUGAAGUUUAUUGAUUUUUAUUAAAUGUCAUUUAAACCUGAUAUGGAUUACCUAUGUUCCUGUUGUAGGAUUCUUUCACCUGUAACGCAAGUAUGUGUUCAGUAGAAAGAAUGUUCGUAUUAUUUUUUUUGCAGUACUUGUGGGUAUUAAGUUUCUGUAGUAAUUACAUAGCUAACUUGAAAUUAAAGGUAACAGUAGCAGGAUCAUGAGGCCAGAAAACCUGGGGGAAUGAAAAGAGCAAUGCUUAAUGUAUUUAUUGUGUACACAGUUUCUUUUCUGCCUCAGUUAAUCUUUACUGUUAAAAAAUGGACAUAUUUACAGCUAGUGUGUUGAAACUCUUGAUGGAAAAAAAAGUAAUACAAAUUUUGUUCAUAUCUCACAUUCUAACAUAAAAAUUUGUGUACUCUGUAUAAUGAAUAUAUUAAAAUGUGAUUUUUUAAUAGCGUGCAUCUGUAUCACGUUAUGGUCAUUUCUUCUUAGGAGUUAAUAUGGAAGUAAGUAUCAGAUUCAAAAAUUGAUAAAGUUUAUAGUAUCUCUGAUAAUGGAAUUUGGUUAAUUAUUGACUGUAAAAAGAUAUUUUCAUUUAUAUGGUUAAGUUUGAGGGAGUCUUUGGCUAGAUAAGCCGUAUAAACUGAAGAAAUCUACUGAGGAUACUUAAGUAUUUGUAUAUUUUGAAGUGUUAAGUCAAAGUAUGUUUUCUGAGAGAAGACUACAUCCUAGGAUUGUGCUUGAAAUGAUGGGUAUUAUGCAGACCAUGUAGAAUUAUUUAGAAUAUUGAUGUUCUGUUUACAUUAUUGUUAGGUUACAUCUAGCGUAUUGUGGGUUUAUUUUCAGCCUCAAUUUCUAUGGAUUUUUUUCUUGUUACUCCAGUAAUUCAAGCUUUAGAGAGGAAAAAGUUACAGAAAUAGGUUCCAAAUGGCCCAAUCCUGUAAAAUUUUCAACUAGCUAGAUGGUGCUUAAUUUUCAUAGAUACUGCUUGUCUUCUACAAGUACGUAUCCUAGAGACUUCAGUCACUUGGUUUAUAUCAGCAGCUCAAUUUACAGGAGCAUCAUUUUGCAUAGGGAAAAAUGCAUAACUGCGUUUCAAUAGCCAUGAUGUUGAUUCAGCUUCAUACUUGCUCAGAAGUAUCUUACACUCCCAAGAUCUAGGCUGAAGGCCUGAGUGUUCUUUAGAUGUGUGGGAUGCUGUAGGAUUUCUGGCUCCAGCCAGCCUACCAGCAUAGCUAAUGUGCAUGGCCACAUUUGUUGCACUCCCUGUUUGUCUGUUUCCAGUACAUUUCCAGGAAUGACAAGAUAUUUUCUGCUGUCAGUACAAAUGUAGACCUUGCCUGUACUAUUAUGGGUGUGAAUGUGAAAGUCUACCUCUGUUGUGUGCCUCUGUUGCUGCUUGCUACGUCUUUCUAUUGGAUGUAACAAAAUCUAAGUUUUGUUGAGAUUUACUUUCAUUGUAUUGUAAUGCUGUAUUUUACUCUUAUUUAAUCUGUAAUAGGUGAAAUAUUUCUGUCUCAUGGAACACUUCAUUCUGCUAGUUGGACAAAAGCUUAAACUGUUGAGUUUUGUGACUAGAAACUAUAUACUUUUAUACUAAUAGAUAUUAAAUGUAGUGUGUUUUGUUUGUUUGUUUGAGGGGAGAAGAUGCUAAUUACUCUCAAAUUCAAGCUUAAUUUUUUUACUCCAAUACAGUGCUUUAUUCUUUUUGUCCCUCCUAUGUAAUGGGUUGUGGCAAGUGUUAAAUUUAUUGGGCUUUUUUGUGUUUUGAGGUUGUUUUUGUUUUCAUUUAAUAACAGCUACACAAUGUGUAAUUCUACAUUGCUAGAUUUGGUAGUCUUAAGUUCUUUAUCUCUAAACUUUCAAUUUUAUAUGGCUAUCAUCAGAAGUAACGGACUUAAUUAGCAUCUGAGUGAUGAUCAUUCUAGUCAAUGCUAGUUAACCAGGUUUUCUUAAGUAGUAAUGCUGAUGUGCCCAUGUGAGAGAGAAUUUCAUGGGGAGUGGGUAAAGACUGAGACAGAACAAACCCAAUUCUCAAACCUGGGAGGCUGUGUGUUCCUUAGCUGUUCUCAGCAGAAGACCAUGGUUCCCUCUGAAGGUGUUUCCUACAGACUUCUGUAGGAAUCAUUUUCCAGUUGUGUGUCCUACUAUUUCCAGUGAUGGAGUCUAAAUGAAGUUGAUACUGCCAGUGUCAUCUCUGUAAGCAUUGCUGGGACAGUCAAAGCCAUCUUACGGAGAGGAAUCAUCCUCCAAUAACCAACUUGUGAAAAAUCUCCAGCUCUGCUGUAUCAAGAAAUUGAGGGGUUGUGGGAAGUUGUGGGAAAGUGCUUUUGUUUGGCAGUUAGUAACUGCCAAGUUAAAUGUUCACACUAGGAAACAGGAAUGUUAUGUCUGUGUGUGGUAUAUAUAUCUGUUUAAAUCAUGCAGACUUUAAAAUGAAAAACAUUCAUGUUCAAGCUGCCAUAAAUAGCUUUGGUGCAUGUUUUUUAUUAGAGACAAGGUGUUUUUUUUGUUUGUUUGUUUGUUUUGUUUGUUAGUUUGUUUGUUUUUAAGUAGGUAACAUGGAAGAUCCCUUUUGUGAUUACAUAAAGAAGGUGUUAACUGCGUCUUUGGAACUGGACCCUGGACUGGUUUAAAUCCCAACUAACAACUUCAUAGAAGCUAUAAAACUCUAAUUCUGGGCCUAUCUCUUGAUAAUUCUUGAUAUGUACCAAACUAGGUUUUGUCCUGCUAACUUAAAGGACCUUAGGGUAGUUAGAAAAUCACUUAUAACUUUAUGCUGUUACUUGUUAUGCUGCUGACCUUGAUUAGAUGCAAUUGAAAGGUGGAACUGCUUAAAUGCUGCCUUCAUCCUGAGCUGAGAUUUUUUGUAUGAACAGUAUUAACUGUUCAGUUUUGCAAUGAAAGUUGAGCAAAAUAUGUUAUCCCUUUCUUUUCUGAAGCCACUCUUAAGAACUUUCCAGCAUGUUUCUUAAAACAACCAGUCUAAUUUUAGACUUCUAAAAAGAGAUUUCCUUGAUUUGCAAGGCUCUUUCCUCUUCUUCCAUGAAAAUGACACCUGAUAUCUCAUUGUGUUGACGCUGAACUUCAGCCCAAGUUUUUUUUUUUUGUUGUGGGUUUGGUUUUUUUUUAAAUCACAGUGAACAUAUGCUGCCUUUAUUUCCCCCCAGCAUAUGUCUUACUCUAAAACUCUUACUCUAAAAAUAGUUCUAUUGUUUAAUGAUUUUGUACUUGAUAAACAUUUCAGGGAGUGUCUGGUAGGAAAAAACUGUGUCUCCUUUCAAGAGAAAAAGGAGAGGAAGGGAAAAAAGAUGGUUUUAUCUUCACUGAAAGCUGCAGGUAGCCGUUAGGUUAUUUUGGAAGGCCUUCUGUGUUCUGUGGCACUGCUUUCCUCUGGAAAAUUACCAUUACAUUUCUACUGUUCACUUCAAGAAGAAGUAAAAUAACAUCUCUAACUUAUGCUAUGAGAUAAAAAUAGCAUUUCCAAGUAAAGAAAACUGAUUUCUCAGCAUACUUUGCAGCUAAUUAUCAGGAACUGUAUUUUGAAUUUUUAGCCACCAUCUUCAGUUUCCUCUGUGUAUGUCACAGAUCACUGGAUACAUGAGUUAACUGAAAAGGGCCUCCCUCCCUGUGUGCUUUUCCUAUUAGUCUGCAAGCCUGGCAGAGAGGAAAAAGAAGAAAAAAGAAAAGAAGUAGUGGUUAAUGCGCACAGUGCUUACUUUUUUAUAUUUCGGUUAAUUAACAUAAUCCUGUUGUAUAGAUUGACCAUAAUUAGUACUUGCAGCAGGUGAAAAGGCUAUGCCUACAUUGGGUUAAUCAUUUUUGUCUCUUCUUUCUCCUCCAAGUAAAAUCAUGCAGUUCCUGUGGCAAUUAGGCGUUCUUCAUGUGGCUUGAAAGGAACAAAUUUAGCUACCAGUGUUAUCCAAGAUAAAUUUUGUGGUAUCAUCCACGUUACAUUGGAAGGUCUGUAUGAUGUUAUGACUGAAGAUCCUGAAACAGGAACUUACAAAGACUGCCUGCUGCUGUCUCAUUUUGAAGAGCCCAAAGUUACAGAAGAUGAGGAGCCUCCCACAGAACAAGACAAAAG
This is a messenger RNA of Gallus gallus (chicken), 6270 nucleotides long. It is a transcript of the gene LRRC70, whose product is annotated as leucine rich repeat containing 70. Gene Ontology annotation, cellular component: plasma membrane. The record is from RefSeq and is a predicted model, not a curated record. NCBI's taxonomy places the organism in Eukaryota, Metazoa, Chordata, Aves, Galliformes, Phasianidae. Gene Ontology annotation, molecular function: protein binding. Bases 127 to 2055 code for a protein of 642 amino acids. The transcript is spliced from 4 exons.